AUGGCCAUCGGAGAACUCUUUCUCUCUGCGUUCAUUAAGGUGUUGUUUGAAAGACUGGCGUCCCGUGAGUUGCUCAACUUUGCAAGUCAAGAAGGGGUUGGUUCAAAGCUUAAGAUUUGGGAAGAAAGAUUGGUGAUGAUACAGGCUAGGGGUAUUCGGUUCUGGGCUGUCCUCAGAGAUGCAAAGGAGAAGCAAUUGACAGAUAGGGCUGUGAAAUUGUGGCUUGACAAUCUCCAAGACCUGGCUUAUGAUAUUGAUGACAUUGUGGAUGAGUUCGCUACCGAAGCUUUACGGCGAGAAUUGAUGGCAAAGAAUCAGCCCGGCACCAGCAAGGUAAGGAACCUCAUCCCAAGUUUUUUUACUGGUUUGAGAUUCAAUAGGAGUUUGGAUUCCAGGAUAAAAAUUUUUACUAACCGGCUGGAAGAACUCUGUAAACAAAGAAAUGAACUUGGAUUGCUUCCAAUUCCUGGAAGGCCAUCAAGCGCGGCUGCACAGCAAAGGCCACUUUCUACAAGUGUGCCAACAGAGCCUGUUGUUUAUGGGAGAGAUGAAGAUAAAGCUAGGAUACUUGGAAUGUUAUUGGGAGAUGAACCAAGUUAUGCCAACUUUUGUGUGAUACCAAUUGUUGGAAUGGCAGGAGUUGGGAAAACAACUCUUGCUUGGAUUGUGUACAACGACGAGGCAGUUGAAGCUGUCAAGCCAAGGUCUUGGGUUUGUGUUUCGGAUGAUUUUGAUGUUUUUAGAAUUUCAAAAGCCCUUCUUGAGUCAAUCAUGUCCUUGCCCUGUAGUUUGAAUGAUUUGAAUGACGUGCAGGUUCAAUUGAAAAACGCCCUUGAUGGAAAGAAGUUUUUGCUAGUUUUGGAUGAUGUUUGGAAUAAAAAUUAUGGUUUGUGGCAACUUUUGAUGUCUCCAUUCAUGUCUGGUGCCCCAGGGAGUAAGAUAAUUGUCAGAACCCGCAAUACAGAUGUUGCAUUAACAGUAGGGUCGGUUAAAUGUUAUGAAUUAAAAGGAAUAUCAAAUAAGGAUUGUUGGUCUGUGUUUGUAAAACAUGCAUUUCAGAGAAGAGAGAUUGAUGUCCAUGACAUGCCAAAAUUGAUUCGUAAGAAAGUUGUUGAAAAGUGCCGAGGUUUGCCCUUGGCCGCAAGGACUCUUGGUAGCCUUUUACGCUCUAAGCAAAGAUAUGAUACGUGGGAAGAUAUAUUGAAUAGUAACAUAUGGGAUUUACUAGAAGAAAGUGGCAUUCUCCCUUUAUUAAGAUUAAGUUACCACCAUCUUCCUUCGUAUCUAAAAAGAUGUUUUAUUUAUUAUGUGAUUUUUCCCAAGGAUUACGAAUUUGAGGAGAAGGAACUUGUUCUUUUAUGGAUGGCAGAAAGAGUGAUUCAACAAGUAGCAAGCAGUAAUAGGCAAAUGGAAGAUUUGGGUAGUCAAUAUUUUCACGAUUUAUUAUCAAGGUCAAUUUUCCAACAAUCAAGUAAUAAUAGUUCUAAAUUUGUAAUGCACGACCUUAUCCAUGAUAUGGCUCAAUUAGUUUCCGGAGAAACAAUUUUUAGGUUGGAGGAGUCUAGAAAUCAUUCAAAGGGAUUCAAAAGGGCUCGUCAUUCUUCUUACCGUUGUGGUUUUUAUGAUGGUAAAAAUAAAUUUGAGGUCUUUCAUGAAUUUGAGUGUCUAAGAACAUUCUUGCCGUUGCUUAUGAAUGGUUAUAUUCUUUCUGAUCGUCCUCUUCACAUAACCAAUACUGUUAUUAUUGAGUUGUUACCAAAGUUCAAAAAGUUAAGAGUGCUAUCCUUAAGAGGAUAUUAUAUCACUCAAUUACCUAAUUCAAUAGGUGGUUUGAGACAUUUAAGAUUAGAGAAUGUGACCAAUUCGCUGGAGAUAGGAGAGGCCGUAUUAAGCGAUAAGAAGGAUCUGGAAGCAUUAUCUUUGCUCUGGCGGUCUCAUGAAUUUGAUAAACCACAAGAUGAGAAAUUCUUCGGUUCAAGAAUAUGCAAGAAUGGGAAUAUUGGGUCACCGUUCAAGGAAAUGAGAAUGUUGAACGAUUGUCGCUUGCGUGAGCUUUAUGUGUUAAAAUGUCCUAAACUCUGUGGAAAGUUACGUGACCAUCUGCCUUCGUUAAAGACUCUUGUUAUUAGUGAAUGUGCUGAAUUGGAAGUCUCAUUGUCAAGCUUUCCAAUACUUGACAAAUUGGAAAUAGAUGAAUGCAAAGGUGCUCUAAAAUCCUUACGUGAGGGAAUAAAACACAAAAAUGCACAUUUGGAAAGACUGCAGAUUAAAGGCUGUCAUUCUCUAACAUUCAUAGGAGGAGAUCAACUACCUUCAUCUCUAAUAGAGGUUGAUAUUAGCAAUUGCGGGAAAUUGCAAUGUUUGUUUCAUGAUGAGGAAUAUGUUUGCAAUUCUUCUUUGCCGCCUUCUUCGGCAAUGACACACAAGGAAAACGUUUGCAAAACAUCCCUUCUAAUGUUCUUGUCUAUCUCCAACUGCCCAUCUUUAAUGUGCAUAUCAUUAAGUGGACAGCUACCUUUGGCACUAAAAUACCUCCAGGUUCGGGGUUGUUCAGAGAUUGCAACCUUAUCAUCAAGAAGCUGGUUACCUGAAAAGCUGGAGUCCCUCAAAAUCGAUGGUCUACAUAAUCUUAGUCGCCUUCAGCGGAUUGAAAUACAGAAUUGUCCAAGUCUUGUUUCCUUUCCUGAAGGAGGGCUUCCCAACACCAAAUUGAUUGUUGCAAUUGAUAGUUGUGAGAAACUUGAAGCCUUGCCAAACCAUUUGUACAGCCUCAAUUCUCUUCAAGUACUAAAAAUAAAGCAAUGUCCAAGCAUUCAAUUCUUUCCUGAAGAAGGCUUUCCCACCAACCUAACUACACUUUCUAUUAAAGAUCUCAAAAUCUAUAAGGCACUGAUUGAGUGGGGAUUGCAUAAGCUCACCUCUCUUAAACACCUCCACAUUGCUGGAUGUUAUGCAAUGUUUUCCCUGAAGAGGAGAUGGGAAUGA
This is a messenger RNA of Pistacia vera, 2985 nucleotides long. RefSeq names its product putative disease resistance RPP13-like protein 1. The coding region runs from base 1 to 2985 and encodes 994 amino acids. Lineage: Eukaryota; Viridiplantae; Streptophyta; Magnoliopsida; Sapindales; Anacardiaceae. Gene Ontology annotation, molecular function: ADP binding. Gene Ontology annotation, biological process: defense response to other organism. The record is from RefSeq and is a predicted model, not a curated record. The transcript is spliced from 6 exons.